Molecule: messenger RNA, 5247 nt
Organism: Sitodiplosis mosellana (orange wheat blossom midge)
Lineage: Eukaryota; Metazoa; Arthropoda; Insecta; Diptera; Cecidomyiidae
Exons: 4
Coding region: 963-1493 (176 amino acids)
Source: RefSeq, a predicted model, not a curated record
CAGGCAGGCAGGCUGGCUAAGAGAGAGAUAGAGUCGUCCACUUUUCUAAGCACUUUUAUAGCAAAUGGUAAAUGGUUCGUUGUAUUCAUGUGUAUACCGAUACGACAUCCCAGAAUAUUAUAUGUUCUAUAUGAGCUACAGGCAUAUGUGCCUUCGUCUGUUCUUCAGACAGGUAGAAAAGAGUGUUCUCUGCUGGAGUAUCAAGAGCAUAAACUGUUUGUAAAAAAUAAGGGAAAUCAUAUACUCUUUGGAUACACACAGAAAAUACACGAAAGAAGUGAAUAAAGAGCAAAAAAAUAAUAAUAAUAAAAGUGUCGCAUCCAGAUGCCUUCAGUUCACCUUGAAUUUGUGUUUAUUAAGUUUACUCUCAGUGUGUGCCACACAUAGUGUGUGUAUUUGUCGAUGAUUGCAUAUAUUCAGCAUAAUUUUGCAGUUGUGAACCAAAUGUCGAAUGAACAAUAAGAGCAUUGAAUUUUUGAGUGAAUUUUAAACGCUUCAUCUCGUUUGUUCGGGACAAUUUCUUUUCAUGCGAUUUACACCGAUUUUGAUUUGUGCGAAAGUGUAAAAAUAAAAGACUUGAAUCUUUUGCAUUUUGUUAAAUGUGUUCUUAAACGUAAUUAUCUUCAAAAUUUUGCUUAUUAUUGUGAAGUUCAUAAGUGGAAUAGUACUGAAAGCCGAGUCCAAGUUCAAAAACGACCCGAGUCCAGCACAGGAUACGAAAGAUUGAUCUCUUACGCUUAUCUGAGUCUAAAGAUGUUUCAAGUGUUUAUUUAUGAAAGAUCCCGAGAUGGUUAACUGUUAAGAGAAAAAUAUAUAUAAAGCGAUAUUCAAACGAAAGAACGUAUGGUAUUCAACUCACAGAUUCAACUGAAAACUGGUCAAUAAACUUCAGCAGGGUAUUUAGUUACGUUUGAUACGUAUUCAUUGUAAACCAAGGGAAAAAUCAACAUCGAUAAACAAAAAUGCGGCGAGCAUCAUUCACACCAGCAUUCAAAGUGAGUGUCGACGAACCAUUGAUCGUGGUGGAUGAGUCUGAGGAGUUGGAAAAUGAGCCCACAUCGCCCAAGUCAAUCGAAGAGGAAGUGGACGAUGACAAAGACUCACCAGACAAUCCGUAUUUGUUGUCACCAUUUCGAGAUCCUCGCGAAACACGAAAACACUCUUUACCAAACAUACAGUGCACAAGUGGCAUAAUGGCCAGUCAAGUGCGUCGGCUCUCAGAUGGCGGCGACAAUGCACCCUCUACAAGUGAAAUGGCAUUUCUAGCAAAACUAUCUCAGGCGUCUACUUCAUCUGGUCGACGACACUCGAUUGUGACAUUCACUCGCGUUCCACAAACACUUUUCGGCCGUAACAGACGAGAAUCAUUUGCUGCCUUCGCUUCGACGGGUGAUGCUGAUGCAAUCAACGCACGCUUAGCAAAACACAGAGGCAGCGUACACAAUCUUCAGUUAGAUAUCAUGGAUGGCAUUGUUCAAGUUGGAAAAAUUUGAGACGAAACGAAGCCUCAGUAAUUUCACGGGGUGAAAAAAUUCACGUGAGGCAGACGUAACAUAUGUUAACAUAUACUAAUAAACCGAUUGAAACAUGUAACUAAAGAACAUAUUGACAUUGACAAAAGAUACUAAAGAUUGGAUCUAGUUUAUCUUUAAAUAACAAUAUUGACGAAAGGAAGAAGCAUCUAAAAGUGAUUCGAGAUGAGACGAUAGAUUCGUUUCAAGAAUGGCAAACACUUGAUAUUCAUAGUACGAUUUUUUUCUCUUUCUUUCCGGUUUUUUUUUUCUGUAUUCGAUAACAAAGUUAUAGAUUUUCUGUUUUGUUUGAAUUACCGUGUAUCAUUGUCAAGGUUUUAUCUUGGUGCAAUCAACCGAGGAUCAUAUGUAUACGUAAACAAAACAAAACAAACAAUAUAAUUACAAUCCUCACGUUUAUAUCUCUCUGGUAAUUCAACCUGUUCUAUUAUUCAAUGGCUUAGUUCUAUAGAUAUACUUUCUACUUCUUCUUUCACACUCAGGAAACGUUACCUUCCAUAUUAGUUUAUAUACACACAAGCAUGGACAACAAACACAUAAAUAAAAUCUAAAUGAAUAAAAUAUGAUUGUAUUGUGCAAGAGGCUUAGAUCUCUUCUCUCCCAUUCGAUUUAAUAAUUUUUUGCGAAAUAUUGAUGUCAUUAUGUUGUGAAUCUAAUAGAAGAUGAUAUCAAGCAACAGAAGCAGAAGCAAAAACAGAUUAAAUGAUAAAAACAUAAUACACACUCUAUAAACAAGAAAUGUAGUAUCCGUUUUUUUGGAAUUUCCAUAUAUGAAACCAAUUGUGUCACACACACAACACAACACGACACAACACAACACAAACAGAGAUAGAUUUUAUUCAGGUGACGAAAUGUACUUGAACAAUUGAAGAGAGUACAAAGAAAUUAUAUUAAUGAUCAGAAUAUAUAUAUACCUUUACUAUUUACUAUGAAUUCAUAUUUCAAAUUACAAAUAACAAAUUUCUUCUACAAAUUGUUACUAAACAAACAAAAGAACCUUUCAAAUUCAAAACCGAAGAAAAAAGAAAUAACAUUGAACGUGUCUUAGAUUAACAUGAUGAAAUACUGAAUUACAACUAGAUACACUAAAUAAGAAGCAGAUUGAGAACAAUAAUAAGAAUAUUUAAUAUUUGUUGUAAACGUGCCCUACAAAAACAAAAACAAAAAGAUAUUGAAAAAAAAACUUUUGCCUUCGUCCAAUUAAUCAGUGCCCCGAUGACCAAAACUCAAACUACAAAGAAAAAAAGAAGCAAUUUUUAAUUAAAUGGUCUUUGUGUCGCAAUAAAACGUGGCAUUUCAUUUGAAACAGUGAAGCAUUACAUUUAGGGAUUGAGUGAGGUAGACAGAUUUAAGGCAACCCCACACUAAACAAACUCGACUAAGCUUCAAAUACUCUUAGUUUACAUUGAAUUUAUGUUAAAAGAGAAUUUAAAUUAACAGACAACAACAACAACCAAAAAUAAUAAGUCAAACAAAACUAAACUCGAGCGGGCUUGAGUUGUGUUUUUUUUUAUUUUUAACCGAAUCGCACGUAGCAUACCAAAGUUAUUCCGGCAUCUAGAUAAUGCUUACGAACUGAACAAAAAUAUACAUAUAUAUAGUGUAUGUGCAACGCCACACAAUAACAAUGCCAAGCAACAUCUAGAUGUCUUGGAACUAUUUUUGAAGGAAACUGAAACUUUGUAGCAAUUAAGAUUUACAAAGCGAUAACACAAAGCGAAAGGUGCAUUGGCGCUGUCAACAAAAUAAAACAACAACAACAUAAAAAAAAAACAAAACAAACACUGUAGUGAUUAUAAAUUAGGUGAGCAGGUGGAAUUGAUAAUCAGAAAUAAGUUUGCAAUAAAAUGAUAUAUACGUGCCACGGAAACAGCAUUACAAGUAAAUGGCAAUCAUAAAACAAAUUAAUUACAGGUUAGUGGAAGUCAUUCAGCAAAUGUACUGCCAUUUUUAUUUGUUCGUUUUCUCUUCUCUUACUUGCUGUGUGUGUCGAAAUCCGUAAUCUCGAUGAUUUGACAUGAACAUUGCCUGGAGCAACUAGCAUUACAUUUUAUUCGAUUUGUUAACACAAACACACACACACAAAACCGCAGGAGGAAAUGAUAAAAAUUAUGAAUGGAUCACACAACAGUACAGCCUAUGGCGGUAUAAUACGUUUAUCCAACAUGAACUAUUUACAUAAAAAUUAAUGACUUUUCGCUGGAAUUCUCUUUUCUUUGGCGAAAUCCAGGCAUUAUUAUACGAUAUCCAUGCAUAUAUUGUAGCAUGUAUACACGUUGUAUGCCCCAUGAUAGUUGAUCUAGAUCAAUUAAUUUUUACCAAUCUUUCUUCUCCGUUUCAAGCACCCAUUUCAGUUUAACAUACGUUUUUCUUGGGGGGGGGAACUCUUUUUCCCAAAUAGAAACUCAAAUAGUCAUAGAUAAUGUGCACAGACGUCCUCGUAUCAGGAGGACGGUCCUCGUUGUUGAUAGCGGUCCUCUAAUCGAAAUGUCCUCGUUUUUCUUUAAAAAUUCAUAAAAUAUGAUUAAAAAAUCAAGAAAAAUGAAAUUCAAAUUGGAUAAAAUGAUUAUUUAUCAUCAUUUAUAUGUCAUUCAAUUUAUUUCAUCCUUAAUUUUAGAAAAAAUGUUGGAAAAGUCCUCUUUUUUUCGUUUCGAAAAAAAAGGCCUCGGAAAAAAUCUGUGCACAUUAGUCAUAGAUCUACAGAUCUAGACAUGUAUGUCUUGAUUACGAUCUUUCUACCCACUAAGACGUUUUUAUUUUGCAACAGAACUAUACAGAACCAUGUAAAUCCCCGAAAGAAUAAAGAUAUUAAACCAUUGUGAUCCUUUUACUAUAUUAAAACAUUAUGAUAAUGGAAAAACUUGGGAUUCUUUUUCCCUUGCAUCCUAUCCAAAAAAAAAGUUACGAUUUUAAUUUCGUUCGUUGAAUCCCGAUUUAUUAUUUAUCAUUAUUAUCAUAAAAGAUUCACGUGGAAAAAAAGAGAACAUACAAAUUUAUAAAUUUCAUAUUAGUGUUGUGAUUUUGAAGUACUUUACAAUUUAUCUUCAUAGCGUUAACAACAACUAACAAACCAAAAAAAGUGUUAUUAAUAUUUACUCAAAGCGUAGAGAAAAAAAUCCAAAAAAUUAUUUUAAUGUGAAUUGUUCUAGACUUUUAAAUCUGAGAUUUCAAACUAAAUAUCUUAUUCAUUAAAUAGAAUUAUAAAGGAAAUAUAUCGAGAGGUUGACACAUUUUUAUGAUCAAACGAGGAGUUAAAAGUAUACAAUGCGCUCAUCAGAUUGAACCAAAACCAAGACAAUCUUUUCUCUAAAUUACCACGUGAGAAUGGAAAAAAGAUUUACAUGUAAACAAGAUCGAAGAGUGUCAUUUUACAAUCAACAGUUCAAUACUCCAACGAGAUCGAAUCAAUCAAUAGUUGGUGAAGGAAAUAGUUAUAUAUUAUCAUCGACUAUCACUUUGUAGCUCCUAAAUAUAUGAGAACAACAAACAAGCAAAAAAGCAAACGAAUUAGUCUGUGGAAGCAAAUUUGAAGGAACCCACCAAAAUCUCAUUUUGAUUGGAUAUUUUUCUCAAUUUUCUUUAUACUAAUAUAUUGAAUUCAAGUAAUAUAUUUCGACCAUGUGAAUAAAUACUGAAGCAAAACACAAAUACACACACAAACUCACAAUCAUAUGCAAUGUAAAUAAAAACAAUUUAAUUAUUUUGGAUGUAACCA